Molecule: messenger RNA, 2321 nt
Organism: Phaedon cochleariae (mustard beetle)
Lineage: Eukaryota; Metazoa; Arthropoda; Insecta; Coleoptera; Chrysomelidae
Source: the annotation of a GenBank genome assembly
AUGAUGUUGUUCGUGGAAAAACUAUGGUUUUUAGUAAUAUUUCUGGGUGUACAUGUACAAAGCCAAAAUAUUUCGAUUGAACAAAUCAUCCCUGCGAGAAUAGAACUACAAGAAUUGCGACUGAAUGCGCUUCACCAGGUUAUUUUGAUUUACAAUUCCCAGCCAGAAUUGAAGACAAUUAAUCCCUUCAAAGUAAAGACGACAACGAAUAUGAGUUAUACUUCUUCACUGCCAGUUUUGGUAGUGGCCAAUCAGAAAACUCAGGUAUCGGCAUGGUCAACUCCACUUGCUGUGGAAACUUCUUUAAAAGGCAGUACUUUAUAUUUUGAUACAGUUUCAAAAAUUUUGUGUCACGAUUCUAUGGAUGCGAUUAUCAAUUCAGACUUCUCCAUCAAACCUCUCCAAAUCGCCCAAAGGUUCAUAAUUGCCCUGUCGACGUCGUCGGCGCGAGACGUCUACGUUAGCGUCGAACUAGAGGAGCAAAAAGACUUUUACGUUGAGCUUGAUAGGAGUUAUUCACUGCUUGUGUCUCCCAGUGAGCCACAAUACGUCUUCUUCAAAUUCGAUGAAAACACCUCGGACACGAUCGUCAUCGAGGUCGACUCCAAAGAUGACAUUUGUCUGACAGUGUCAGUUCAAGACUGCCAUUGUCCAGUAUUUGACAUGAAUAAGGACAUAAAAUACGAAGGUAUUCACCAGACGAUCAAUCUAAAUGGAGCCAUAACUCUUGCUAGAAGGCAAUUCCCCAAUGGAUUUUUCUUGGUCUUCGUAGCUAAACCUGACAACUACGAAUGUAGUCAAUCUAGCUCCUAUAUUCCCAGAAUGAUGAGAACAGUAUCGAUUUCCACUGUGAAUAUCACCAGCAAAGUCAAUUUCAAAAUUAGGAACAACAUCAGUGGCAGGGAUUAUGUUCUCGCAGUUGUCGGAACAUUCGUUAUAUUGACUGCAGCCGGUGUGGUACUUGUGAUAAUAGCUCUGGUCUUUCAUCGGUAUGGGACCAUUUCAAAAAAUACCUACAAUGAUGUGGUUGUUACCGACUAUUUCGAAGUACUAUCCGAAGAACAAAUCACAGGUUUACUAAAAUCUGACUACCUCACCGUAUCUCAAUUUUCUAGGAAUCCAAAACGAAUAAAAAAGAGAUCGUACAACUACUUGUCCCAUACUCUGAGCAUUGCCUUAUUCUACAGUAUUCCAGUUGUGCAACUAGUCGUCACCUAUCAAAGGAUUGUGAAUCAAUCAGGCAAUGAAGAUUUGUGCUACUACAAUUUUUUAUGUGCACAUCCAUCAUUUGGGUUCAGUGAUUUCAAUCAUAUUUACUCUAAUAUCGGUUAUGUUAUGUUUGGAAUCAUAUAUAUUUUUGUUGUGCUGGACAGACACAGGCUGGUGAAAUUGAGAAAGGAGAAAGGUAUUCCUGUGCAUUAUGGACUAUUUCAUGCGAUGGGUGUAGCUCUAAUCAUUGAAGGAUUAUUGUCUUCUUGCUAUCACAUUUGCCCAAGUCAAUCGAACUACCAAUUCGACACUAGCUUCAUGUAUGUGAUGGCAGUACUUAGCAUGAUCAAACUAUACCAAAAUCGUCAUCCUGAUAUCAAUGCAACAGCUUACACAACUUUCACGAUUCUUGGAGGAGCCAUAUUCAUGGCAAUGAUUGGAAUUCUGAAUGGGAGCUUGGCAAUCUGGAUUAUCUUUAUAGUUUUUUAUUCUGCCCUAGUUGUUAUUUUAUCGUUCAAAAUAUACUUUUUGAACUUUGUUCUGGAUGGGUUGAAACAGUUGAAACGAGAUAUUCAAAAGAAGGGAAUUGGUGUCGACACCUUCAAUCCUAUCAGAAAAGCAAGGUUCAUUCUUCUUGUCUUAGCCAACCUAGCUAACUAUUCAUUCCUAAUUAUCGGUCUGUUAUUGUAUAGUACAAACAUAACAGACUUUGGGACAUUCCUUUUGGGACUUCUAUUGGGAAAUGCUGUCAUCCAUACAAUAUUUUAUACCUGUAUGAAAUUGAUUCAUAACGAACGCAUUUGCUUUGAAGCAAUUUGCUAUGGACUUCUGAGCCUUGGAUGCUGGGCAGGUUCUGCUGUUUUUUUCCUUGAUAAUGCCACUCUCUGGACAGUUACUCCAGCUGAGUCUCGACAAUGGAACCAAGCCUGCAUUCUGAUAAAUUUCUUCGAUAAGCAUGACGUGUGGCAUCUUCUCAGUGCCCCAGCUCUCUAUUUCACAUUCAUGUAUCUGAUGUGCCUUGAUGAUGAUAUAAUCGAUAUUUUGAGGGAAUCGAUUUUCUUGACAGGUGAGUAUCAUUUGUAGAUAUCAGAUGAAAAUAUCGAAUUCUGAAU